This is a messenger RNA of Prorocentrum cordatum, 926 nucleotides long. The record is from the annotation of a GenBank genome assembly. NCBI's taxonomy places the organism in Eukaryota, Dinophyceae, Prorocentrales, Prorocentraceae.
AUGUACAGGGCGGGUUCGGCUGUGAGCCCUGAGCAGCCCGGCGCACUGCAGUACGCGUCGGAGGCGCUGCGCGACAAAUGGGAGGUGGUGCUGGGUGCGGUCAAGCAGGACGUCUCCUGCCUAAGGCACGCGUCCUGCCGGCUUCGGGACGACCCGAGCUUCGUGCUGCUGGCGCUGUCCAGCGGCGGCGGCGAGGCCCUGGCGCACGCCUCCGAGGCCCUGCGGCGCGACUUCGCGUUCGUGCGCCGGGCCGUCUUCGCGCACGGCGCUGCGCUCCGGCACGCGGCCGACGCCCUGCGGGAGGAGCCGAGCAUCGUCCUGGCCGCCGUCGCGUCGUGCGCGCAGGCGCUGGAGCUCGCGGGGGGAGCCCUGCGCAGCGACCGGCAGUUCCUGCUCCGCGCCGUCGGGGCGAACCCCGAGGCGGCCCGUUUCCUGCCCGGUGGCCGCCCGAUGGACCGCGGCAUGGCGCUGGCGGCCGUGCGCGAGGACCCGAGGGUGCUGCAGCACUUGCCCGUGGAGCUGAGGGGGGACGCCGGCGUGGUGCUGGCCGCGAUGGGGAGCGGCCUUGCAGGGGCGCCGCAGCCCCCCAGCGGCGUGCUGCGGCACGCGUCGCCGGAGCUGCUGAGCGACUCGGCGUUCAUGCUCGCCGCGGCUUCCAAGGACGUCUCUGCCCUGGCGCACGCCGCGGAGGCCCUGAGGGACGACGAGGCGUUCGCCCUCGCCGCGCUGGGGCGGUGUGGCGCGGGGGCGCUGGCGCAUGUGGCGUCGCGCGUCCGGUCGGACGCGCAGUUCCUCCUGAGGGCCUUACAGAUCGACGGCUGGGUGCUGGCGGAGCUCGGCGAGGACCUCCGAGACAGCAGGCCCCACGUGCUCGCGGCGGUGGCGUCGCGCGGCGGGACGCUGCGGCACGCCUCGGGGCGGCUGAG